This is a messenger RNA of Puccinia graminis f. sp. tritici CRL 75-36-700-3, 714 nucleotides long. RefSeq lists its product as uncharacterized. Gene Ontology annotation, cellular component: cytoplasm; membrane. NCBI's taxonomy places the organism in Eukaryota, Fungi, Basidiomycota, Pucciniomycetes, Pucciniales, Pucciniaceae. Bases 1 to 714 code for a protein of 237 amino acids. The transcript has 9 exons. The record is from RefSeq and is a predicted model, not a curated record.
AUGAUCUCAUUACUUCGUUCAGUCGGCCAUCAGUACGAUCGUUGGUUUCGGAGGAGUCCUCUUCUCACCUUGGCCGUUGCCAACGGCAUAUGUUCGGUGUUGGGCGACUCAGCUGCUCAGUUUAUCAGUCUCUGGAAUGCCGAUCCGAACCUCAUUGUCAACUUCAACUAUGGAAGACUGAUAAGAUACCUCCUAUACGGUAUAAACAUGGGACCGAUAAGUGGAAAAUGGAAUGAAUUUCUAGAAAGACAGUUUCCAGCGCGAUCUUCUCCCAGAUCAACUCAUUCAAGCAUCCUGAACGAAAAGCCCCCCAGUCCGAUCGAAUUGCUUGAGGUCAACGCAACCAUAUCUACAGAUCAUGAAGAAGACUCGAAAUCAUUCCCAGGAGGCUCAUCCACAUCCAAAACAGAUUCAAGUGGGAACUCGCUAGACUUGAUCACCAUCUUGAAAAUGGUCAUUACUGAUCAGUUAGUCAUGGCACCACUUUCGUUAAUUUACUUUAUCUGCUUCAUGGGCUUUACAGAAGGCAACAACUGGGAAGUGAUUUAUGCUAGACUCAAUCGGCUGUUUUUGAAGCUACUGCUGGCCAACUGGCAGGUCUGGCCGAUUAUUCAGCUAAUAAACUUCAAAUUUAUGCCACUGCGAAUGAGAGUUCCCUUUGGAGCUCUCUGCGGAAUAGUUUGGACGAUCUUUUUAAGUUAUGCAUCUACCUGA